Messenger RNA from Chaetomium strumarium, 1399 nucleotides. Its product is annotated as D-isomer specific 2-hydroxyacid dehydrogenase. The record is from RefSeq and is a predicted model, not a curated record. Gene Ontology annotation, molecular function: NAD binding; oxidoreductase activity, acting on the CH-OH group of donors, NAD or NADP as acceptor. The coding region runs from base 315 to 1334 and encodes 339 amino acids. The transcript has 4 exons. Lineage: Eukaryota; Fungi; Ascomycota; Sordariomycetes; Sordariales; Chaetomiaceae.
CGAGAUAGCUUAAAGUAGCUACCCUCCUGCCGUAGUUUCCAGUACCGACUUAUCACUGCCAGCCUUCUCUCCAAUCACCGUCCCGCCCAGCACAAGAUAUACUGCUGCCCUGAUGCACCGAGGCUCCCUCUCCCCGCCAUCACUUCCACUGUCACGCCUUCCAUGAUCGUGUGCAAGUGACGAAAAAAAGAAAAGAAAAAAACCAAGCUGUUGGUUUCCAUCCAAAACCAAACAUCACACACCCCUUGGGCCGACCUAAUCUGGGAACCAGACCAUAAGCUCAACCACGAAUUGAAGCCUCCGAAGCCUUCGCCAUGUCUCCCAACGGCGGAAACCGGGCCAAAGUGCUCCUGUUGGGUGUUAUCGAGCACGCCCAUUCAGCCUGGGACUCGGUCAGCGAGAUUGCGGAUGUUGUGAUGCCCAGGGCAACUAACCGGGCCGACUUCAUCGAGGAGGCGAAGUCAGGCGCAUUCGAAGGCUGCAUGGCGGCUUACCGCACGUUUGACAGCUUCGAAAUCACGGGGAAGAUCGACGCCGAACUCCUCGAGGUACUGCCUCGCUCACUCCAGUUCAUCUGCCACAACGGCGCCGGAUAUGACCAAGUGGACGUUCAGGCUUGCACUGCGCGGGAUAUCCGCGUGUCCAACACGCCCACGGCCGUUGACGAUUCCACGGCGGACACUGGCAUGUUCCUCCUCCUGGGCGCUCUGCGGAACCUGGCCGUCGGCAUGGCCGCGCUUCGGGCUGGAAAGUGGCGUGGCGUGCCGCCCCCAGCUCUCGGACACGAUCCCGAGGGCAGGGUGCUCGGCAUCCUGGGGAUGGGCGGCAUCGGACGCAAUAUGGCGAAGAAGGCGCUGGCGUUUGGCAUGAAAAUCCGCUACCACAACCGCACGCGGCUGGACCCAAGCGUGGAGAAGGAGGUGAAAGCGGAAUACGUCAGCUUCGAUGAGUUGCUGGCGGAAAGCGACGUCUUGAGCUUGAACCUACCCCUGAAUAAAAACACCCGGCACCUCAUCUCCAAGCAGGAGUUCGCCAAGAUGAAGCGGGGCAUCGUAAUCGUCAACACGGCGAGAGGCGCCGUCAUUGACGAAGCAGCCCUCGUCGAGGCGCUUAAUUCCGGCCAGGUCAGCUCGGCAGGCCUCGAUGUUUACGAGCAGGAACCCAACGUUCACCCGGGCUUGCUCGCGAAUCCGCGGGUUCUCCUUGUGCCACACAUGGGCACCUGGACAGUCGAGACGGAGACCAAGAUGGAAGAGUGGGCUAUCAGCAACGUCCGUAUGGCCAUCCGGCAGGGCCGGCUGCGCAGCAUUGUUCCGGAGCAACGGGAUAUGUGACAAGACAGGCACAAGGAGACAAGGGCGAGUCGAGGAAGGAGCCGCAGACGAUGCAACCACGCGUG